CUACAAUUUACACUUUCUCUGUGAAGUCAGUAGUUGUUGGAUGACCGUGGUGCUUUGAUGCACUGUUACCAAGAUAUUGAGAGUAUUACUGCCGUUAUUUGAGGGUCAAUUGUACAUCCUAGUAUUCCCAAUACUGCAUAGUAUUAGCAGUGGAGUUCGUAUAUAGUGUGCAUCCACGUAUAUUUGGUGUACAUUGUGAAUUUGCAGUUGGUAUAAGCGAUGUCUGGUGCUGUUCGGAGGUCGACGCGAAUCAAGAAGAAGCCUGCAUAUCUUCAAGAUUACGAGUGGGAAAAUAUCCGAGAAGAUCAACCUGAGAUGGAACCGAAGCAGCCACAAACAUUGGAUCUCCGUCCAGAUGUUGAUGGUCAGAUGAGAAGAUUGAACGCCUUCCUCGAUGAUGGGUCCGACUCCUCCUACGUUCGUCGAUCCGUCCUGUCUGAGCUGGGGAUUUCCAGAAUUGAGGACCACACGAUCACCAUGUCAACUAUGACGACGACUGGUACAAAGGUCAAGAGUGGUACAGUAACCCUGUCGGUGGAGAGUUUGAAUGGCAACCUAAGGGCAAAGAGAAUCCUGCAGAUGUAGCCACGAGAGGGAUGUCGGUGGAGGAUCUGACCAGUCCGAAUGUAUGGUUCCAGGGCCCGGAAUUCUUACAUAAGGAAGAGAGCCAGUGGCCGACGUGUAAGACUCUGAUCAACCCUACAGACCAAGCUGUAAUCGAGUCUUCCAAGUCGUGUGUGCAGACAAAUGCCAUGGUUGCAGUUUCAACACCAGAACUUCUCGAAAGAAUGAACU
Molecule: messenger RNA, 795 nt
Organism: Lineus longissimus
Lineage: Eukaryota; Metazoa; Nemertea; Pilidiophora; Heteronemertea; Lineidae
Exons: 3
Coding region: 220-585 (121 amino acids)
Source: RefSeq, a predicted model, not a curated record